Messenger RNA from Paramecium pentaurelia, 3026 nucleotides. The record is from the annotation of a GenBank genome assembly. NCBI's taxonomy places the organism in Eukaryota, Ciliophora, Oligohymenophorea, Peniculida, Parameciidae.
AUGAUAAAUUCAACAACCUCGAGAAUCCGUGAUGACAAUGAAGAUUAAAAUCAUCGUCUCAAAAUUCUUGAAAUUAAUGCUCAUUAAUUCUAUACUUAAUUAAAAGUAACUCAUUUAAUUAUAUAUCCAAGCCAUUAUUUGCUGAAAAUACUCAAUUAAAACAGAAUCUUAUCGAACUUAAUGUUUACAUAGAGGAAAGAAAAAUGCACCUUUGUAAAUAUUUAUCAGAUGUUGGACCCAAUGGAGAAGAUCUGAUUCUUAUUAAGGCAGUAGGUGAUUUACAAUAGAUUUGUGAUUUAAUAGGAGGUAUAAAUAAUAAUAGUAUUUAGAUGAGAUUAAAAGACUUAGAUCAUAAAUUGUUACUUAAAUUGAAGUUUAGUAAUCUAAUGAAAAAUGUCUCAAAGAAGUUAGAUCAGAUUUAUAAAAGGAAACUGAACGAUUCCUAAAUGAAAAAUAACUCCUUAUUAAUUAAAAUACAAUAUCUCAAUAAGCUCAUAAACAAAUUAUUGAGAAUCUUAAAUCUAAAAUUGAUAUACUUGUAAAUUUAAAUUAGUUAUAUAGUUAAUGAAAAAUGAAGAUCUUUAAUCAACAUUAAUUAGAUAAUCAGAAGUAGAGAAUAAAUUGAGAAUCAAAUAUAGAUUUUAAUUGGAAGAUGAGAUAAAAACAUUGACAAAUUAAUUAAAUAAUCUUAAAAUAGCAAAACAAGAAGAGGCUGAAAAAUAUGAUUAAGAAAGAAGAAUUUAUUUAAAAUAAUUAGAAUAAUUUAGUGGGAAAAUGAAAUAAGUAAAAUAGGAUAUUAUUGAUGAAUAUGAAUAUAAAAUGGCAACUUAAAAAGUUAAAUUUGAAAAUUAACUUAAAGUAACAAAAUAAGAAAUAUCUGAUUUAAAAUAUGUAAAUACAUAAUAUCUUGAUAAAUAAAAGUUAUGGUAACUACAAUAAGAAGUACUGAUUGAUCAAAAGUAUAAAUUAGAAUUAUAAAAUAAUGAUUUAAAAAGUGUUAUUUCUAUUUUAGAAGAAAAAUUAAUAAUUUAAGAAGAAUUAAGCAUUUAAGCUUAAAAUGAAAUUAAUCAAUAAAAGUAUAUAUUAAUAUUUAUUAGAUCUGCUAUAAGUGUUCUUAAGUAAUCUACUAAUCCAAAGAAGAAAAGUGUGACAGGUACUUAAAUUUAUUCAUAAUCUCCAUAAAAAUAAUAAUCUAAAUCAUAAACUCCUGUUUUAGAAUCAAGACCUUAAUCACAUUAACUUUGGUAAAAAGCAGCAAAUGCUGUUAAAAAGUAAUCUAAAGAUAAUUCAAAAAUGACUGAUUCUUAAAAAUUAACUAAUAAUAAUUAAUAAUAAGAAUAACAUUAAAGAAUAAUUUUAGAAAAAAAAACAAGUUUUUCAAAUGAUUAAACAAAUUUACAUAAUAAUUCAAAUACUGAAGAUAUUAAUUAAACUAUUUAAAUAAGAAAGUUAGGUUCAAUAUAAGAAAUAUAAUUUGAACAUUUUUCAUCUGCAACAUUAUCUUAACGUGGUGAUUAAAAUUAGAAAUUUGUUUAAAUAGCUACAUAAACAGAAGAAUAGAUUAAUAAUUAAGUUCCAUCUUCUAGAGGUAGGAUUUCAUCUAUACGAAAGACCAGAUAAUAAUUUGUCUAAUAAUAUUAAUUUAAUCAUGCUGAAACAUAAUAUGAAUGUGAAUUAAAUGAUAAUGAUUAUUUCAAUUUUAAAUUAGAAUUACUUGUUUCAUAAUUAUAAAAUAAAAUUUAAAGUACAUAAGCUAUGUGUGAUUUGAAAUUAGAAUAAAAAAAUUAAGAUAUUGAAGAAUUAUAAAAUUAAUUAAAAUCUUAAAAAGUUAAUUUUGAUUCUCAAUAUAAAUAAAUAGAAAUUGAAAUGAAUUUAUUACAUAAUGAAGAAUUGGAAUCAAAGAAUAUAACAAUUAAAAAUUUAAAAGAUAUUUUUGAUUAAAAUAAUGAUAAAAUUAAAGAAUUAGAAGAAACAAUUAAACUAUUUGAAAUUAAUUAAGAAAAUAUUCAUUAAAAAUAUGAAGAUAUUCUCAAUAAAAAGGAUUAAGAAAUUAAAGAUAUUGAAAAUAAAAUGUAAGAAAAUAAAUUGAUGGCUUAAUAAGAAUAAUCUAGAUUAUUAUAAAUUAAUUAAAGUUAAAGAGAAUAAUUUUAAUUAGAAUUAUAAAAUCUUUAAAAUUAACACACAUUAGAUGAAUAAAAAAUAUAAUAAGAAUAAGUGAAAUAUUUAGAAGAAAAGAUAACAAUAGAAAAAACAAAAUAGGAUAAUUAAUAAAUGCUUGAAUAAAUUUAAAAAAAAGAAUUUAUUUUAGAAAAUUAUAAAUCUGAACUUAUUAAAACAAAUGAAGUAGUCAAAUAUCUUCAAUUAGAACUUGAAAAUUAUAAAAAAUUGAAUAAUAUUUUUAAAUAAAAAGAUGAAAGUGGUUCUUAAUUUAUUACUCAUGGAUUUUUAUCUUAAGAAGCAUAAGAAAGAAUUAAAUAAAGAUUAUAAAAGUCAAAAAUAUCAAAAGAUAAUCCAAAGUUUGGAUUUUAAACAAAAGAUGUUUAUAGUAUGAAUUUUUAAAUUUAAAGAAAAGAAAGGAUGAAACAUGCUAAAUUAGGAACUUUGAAUACAAGUUUUGAUGAUAAAAGUAUCUAUUCGUAAUUUAUUAAAAUAUAUAUAUUUAGUACUUAAAAAAAUGUUUUCAGAUUUAAAUUGAUGGAUGAUGAUAGUUAAGGAAUGUUAUAAAUAAAUUCAAGAAGAAUGUAAUCAUAAGAUGAAAAAAGCAAUAGUGAGAUUAAGAAAAAACAAAAAUAAUAUAAAUAAAAUCAAAGAGCAAGUUUAUAAUUUAUUUAUUCUCAAUAGAAACUUAAAUAGGUGAUUAUUCAGAAUCAAAAUUACUUAUUUAAGAUAUUUUCGAAAAGGAGAUAACUGUACUUAAUAGAAGUAAUUAGCUUUUAAGCCAAUUAAAUGAUUAACAAACUAAGUUUAAGAGUGUUCAUAGCACGUACAACUCUACAAAAAAGAAAUUUAUCUAAAAUCGUUGAAGU